AGCCCCGCGAACGCCAACACGCUUUCGCGACGCCCACUCUUGCUGUAAUCCGCCGAGGCACAACACGCGAUAGUGUCCGCUUGUGAGCAACUUGCGCGCCCUUUCUCUCACGCAGUGUGAUCGUGCUUCGGUACGUGAAUGCAAAAACGGACUACUCUGUUCACACGAAACACUACGGGGAAUCUGCGGUUUGGACCUUUGAAAUAUUUCAACAGUUGGAGAGGGCUGGCCUGCCAUUCCCCCGGUCCCCGCACCCUGCCCGCGGGGCUACGUACCACCACGACGAUAACAAACACGUAGGCAAAAGGAGAUAACACGGCAUGACGGCUACGCACGGUGGAGGACGAGAAGAUGAUCGUCCGGAUAAGGAUUCCGUGUACACAAUCAAAACAGGCUUCAAGAACGAUGGAUACCAGCACGACCGCGACUCUAACGAUGAUAUCGUCAAACCCCCACCACUCCCCACCGAGGACGACAACUACCCUACAGGAAAAGUCAAACUAUCACGAAACGAAAAAUGGAGAAUACUAAAAAAUGUGGCGGCCGUCAGUGCCGCCUUCAUGGUGCAGUUCACUGCUUUCCAGGGCACAGCCAACUUACAGUCCUCUAUAAAUGCCGCUGACGGCCUAGGAACAGUCUCGCUGAGCUCAAUCUACGCAGCCCUAGUAGUUUCUUGUAUAUUUGUUCCUACGUUCCUCAUCAAAAGACUAACGGUAAAGUGGACGCUAUGUUUGUCCAUGCUUUGCUACGCGCCUUACAUCGGGGCGCAGUUUUACCCAGCUUUCUAUACGCUGGUGCCGGCUGGGGUCGUUGUGGGCCUGGGGGCAGCACCCAUGUGGACGUCGAAAGCAACGUACUUAACUCAAGCCGGUAGUGUCUACGCGAAACUGACUGAUCAAGCAGUUGACGGAAUAAUCGUGAGAUUCUUCGGCUUCUUCUUCCUUGCUUGGCAGACAGCCGAGCUAUGGGGAAACUUGAUCUCCAGUUUAGUCUUCUCAUCAGGGGUACACAACUCGAACGUUUCGAUUGACAAUUCAAGUAGUACCCUUCUGAAGUGCGGAGCCAACUUCUGCGUGAUUGGCGGUGGUCACCACGACAAUCAGAACCUGCACCGACCCCCAGACAGCGAGAUUUAUGAGAUCAGUUCCAUCUACUUGGCUUGCGUGUUGGUUGCUGUGCUCAUGGUCGCGCUUCUAGUCGACCCACUUUCUCGUUACGGAGAAAAACAAAGGAAAUCGGACCCAUCGAAGGAGCUCACCGGCAUCCAACUUCUGUCGGCUACUGCCUAUCAGCUCAAGAAACCCAACCAACAACUCCUAAUUCCUAUCACACUCUGGAUUGGCAUGGAACAAGCCUUCAUUGGUGCUGACUAUACCCAGGCAUACGUCUCGUGCGCUCUUGGUAUUCGCUCUAUCGGCUACGUCAUGAUCUGCUUCGGUGUAGUCAACGCCCUCUGUUCUCUGGUCUUCGGGUCCGCCAUGAAGUACAUUGGAAGGUUCCCGAUCCUCGUGAUGGGAGCGGCUCUCCACUUGGGCCUGAUCGUGUGGCUCCUAAUCUGGAUGCCCAAUCCCAAUUCUCCAACGGUUUUCUUCGUGAUCUCCGGUCUUUGGGGAGUCGGGGAUGCGGUGUGGCAGACGCAGAUUAACGGCUUAUACGGAGUUCUGUUCAGACGGAACAAAGAGGCGGCAUUCUCCAACUAUCGCCUGUGGGAGAGCGCUGGGUUCGUAGUCGCCUACGCCUACUCCACGCACCUGUGUGCACGCAUGAAGCUGUACGUUAUGAUGGUGGUACUCCUCAUUGGCUUCAUGGGGUACAUCGUGGUCGAGAUUCUACAUAAGAGAAAGACUCGUCGGCUGAAGGCGAUCGCCGAGGACCCCGCCAUUGCCGCCGAGGCCGCCAAGCAGCCGCCCGAAGAGGAUGACGAAAAGGACGAGAUUGACGACGAAAUUGAAAUCACACACUUGUAAACCAUCACGCGGUCGGUUAAGGCGACCAAUCACGAUCCGCCUAAAACUGACCAGUGCCACGAAUCGCGGAGAUAGGCGGUAAUUGCCAUUCACAGGCGAAGAUGAUGAUUUUCAUUCAUAAAUGAAUCUCGACGAUGAUCGCCAUCCAAAACGCCUAAACAGAAACAGCGCUGUCACGCUUCACAUAAUUUGCCAUAUAUCAUUAUCUACAACAAUUUGGUAGGUACAAAUUUAACAUGUUUAAUGAGCAGACAUAUUAAUUGUAAUCUCGAGUAUAAUUAGAUUUAUUAUGUAUCCAAUAGUUUAGAGACGGGAGACGAUUUUGAACAGUUAAAACAGUUCUGAAGUACAAAUCUAACUGUGGCCGUGGAAAGUGUCGAAGUUAUAGCAAGAAAUUGAUCAAAAAUUUUAUUAGUGGAUUCGCACUUCUAAUAGCAUAUAAUUAAUAUUAUUAGUAUGUUAUGUUUAAUAAGUUUUGUUUCAUUUUGUUUUGGCAUCUCUGUGAUCGAAGAAUUGUAAAAUUGUAAACGCGAAAAGCACUUUUAGAAGUUUUUGUUUUUAUUAAUAAACAAGACGAAUGAUGAUUCUAUUUAAGGGUGUCGACAUGCGGCAGUAGAUGCGCACACGCUUCAAUUAUUUAAACUGAACAAUGAAAAGAAACACCUGUGCACUCUGUACAUUCGCAAUUAUGUUCUUUUGUCUCUUAGUUGACCGUCAACUUUAGUUGAGUUUGACUCUUUUUUUUAGUUCGUAAUGUAAGAUCACAAUAACAUGUGAAUGUACCCAGGAAGUAAAAUAACGACCUAAAGGUAAUCCUGAUGGGAUUUUAGCAGCUCGGGUACAGGGACCAAAACCUUGCGUGUCGUCCAACUUUAAAUUUGAUUCCACAUUCGAGAUUGUUUAACUUCAUACAGACGAUUAUUAAGGAAUUAGAAAAUUAACUGAAUCGUUCAGAAAAAUCUUCAACAGAUAAAUCGAAUAAGUUUUUUUUUUAAAUAUGCACUAAUGAAAAAAAAAUGUUUUUACCCGAUGACAUUUAAAUUAAUGUGUUAUUUAUUAAAGACUUAAAAUUAUUAACUAAGUUUUGCGAUUAUUUUUGCCUUUUCUCCUAUGUAUACUUAAAUAGCUUUAAUUACAAUCUUAGCCUGUAGAAGUGAAUACUCUAUCUGGCUAAAAUAGUAAUUACGGCUAUCAGCCUCUUAAUAUUUAGUAUCAUCACAUCACAUCAUAGGACUUACAUAAAAUCGAUAUUUAUAUUUAAAGCUACUCAUUAUUAUUAUAUAAAACUGACGAAGGUAAUUCGUAUUUUACGAAUUAACAAUUUUCUAAAUAUAAUUAACUUGAUUAAAAACAUUGCCCGAAUUAUAGUUUUCAUGAAUUCUUUUUUGCAAACUAAUUAUUAUUAUCAUUGUAAGCCCAAAUAUUUAUUCAAAUAUUAAAUGUUAUAUUUCUGUACAUUUGCGCAAAAAGCUGCUCAACUAUUUUACUUGAGUUUUGCACUAAUGUAGAAAUAAGAAUUCGUAUCCAAAAAUAUUUUUAGACACCAAAUUAAAAUGUUUACAUAUCUUUAAAUUAUAAAGUUAGGACUAAUGCAGAACGCCAAUUUCUAAAUCUGUUCCUGUGCAAUGAACAGAGCCAGAUUAACUAAAUGUAAUUGCAUAUAUAUAACAAGAUUGAAUAUGAAUUUUGCUAUAGAUAAAAAGAAAUAUUUUCACAUCGUUACAAGACUUCAAAAACUUAAGUUGUGUAAAUUAAUGAAAACCUUUAAAAAAAGCAAAAGAGGCAUUGUUUACAAAUUUCGUGCAAUCAAAAUUAUCUUAGAUUUAAUGAAACCGUGGAAAACAAAACCACGUUAAAAUUAAAAAAUCAUUAUCUAAUCCUUAGUGUAUUCUAUUCCCAAUCACAAUAAUGUUUUAGUUAAGUUUAAAUAUAAUAUGAAUUAGACAAACUCUGGUGAACUGUGGUGCGUCACACUAGCAUUACGAUAUACAUUUACGAUGCUCAGUAUUUUUUGGAUAAUAUCUGUUAUUCUCGAUUAUAUAUAAUUAUGAUGAAAACACAUUAAAUUUUCUGUAGAUUGCUAUUUGUCGUCUGAUAUUAUUGUUGAUGUGAUAAUAAUAAUAAUUGUUAAAUACUUCAUACGUUUAAUAAACGUUGUAUAUUUCUAAAAGGCAGAAGCCGUAAUGUUGCGUUUUAGUGAUCGGACAUAUGAUAAUAAUUAUUUCCUUUUUAUUUUAGAAGAGAAAGAAAUUUCCUCUUUCUACAAAAUAUCGUGACAAAUUUUCUUUUUUGCUUUUUAUAAAUUACACAAUCUCAGUAGUAAUAUUAGAACUACAUAUAUAUGUUACCUAGAUCAAAUAAAUUAAUAUAAAAUUAUUGAUAGAAAAAAAAAUAGAUACGUAGGUACUUAAAAUUGUUAUCCAAUCCAUCUUAUGCUUAAUUUUGACGUAAAUUGUGUGUUUGUUGGAAUAAUUAAAGCGAUAGACUUCGAAAAGUCAAUUUUAAGAUAAUCGCGUGUGAUUUUGUGCUAAUUUAUGAUUCAAAUCAUUAAUCUAUCCGAAUAAUGGCUGGUUUCCGUAUACGUGUUAGUACCUUGUAUUUAUUAAAUUAAAAAAAAACAAAAUUGGCUGUUCGAGCUGAUAUUAACUUAAGUAAUAUCACAAUACACAUCAUUAAA
This is a messenger RNA of Amyelois transitella, 4644 nucleotides long. Its product is annotated as UNC93-like protein. The coding region runs from base 321 to 1967 and encodes 548 amino acids. Gene Ontology annotation, cellular component: striated muscle dense body; plasma membrane. The record is from RefSeq and is a predicted model, not a curated record. Gene Ontology annotation, molecular function: potassium channel regulator activity. NCBI's taxonomy places the organism in Eukaryota, Metazoa, Arthropoda, Insecta, Lepidoptera, Pyralidae. The transcript is spliced from 8 exons. Gene Ontology annotation, biological process: regulation of potassium ion transport; regulation of muscle contraction.